Penicillium oxalicum is the source of this 1062-nucleotide messenger RNA. Its product is annotated as putative S-adenosylmethionine-dependent methyltransferase. The transcript is spliced from 4 exons. Gene Ontology annotation, cellular component: cytoplasm. Gene Ontology annotation, molecular function: protein-lysine N-methyltransferase activity. Gene Ontology annotation, biological process: peptidyl-lysine dimethylation; peptidyl-lysine monomethylation. Lineage: Eukaryota; Fungi; Ascomycota; Eurotiomycetes; Eurotiales; Aspergillaceae. The coding region runs from base 1 to 1062 and encodes 353 amino acids. The record is from RefSeq and is a predicted model, not a curated record.
AUGGCUGAGAGCGUACAUCCGGCGUAUCUCUCGCCUAGCGAGCUGGGCUCAAAGGACUACGAGAAACCAGGCGCAGAGACCUCGCCCUCAUUUGAACCCCCGCCUUUGGAUUGCUUCCCCUUCCCUCUUUGCAGGAUAGAACGAGCCUUGCAGCCCGGAAAGGUCCCGGACGCGUUUCGCUGGGAAUCCUACUAUGCGCGCACCCUUGCGCACAUUGCACAUGCCGAUACAGAGCCCGACUCGCAGCAAGGUCCCGCGGACCAUUCCGACGUAGACUCGGACGCAGACGUCAACGAUGAAGAUGACCCCGGCACGUCAUGGUUCUCCGAGCACAAUGCGCCGGAAAAGGUUCUCCAGUUCCUCACUCGGCGAUCAUUCCCGCUUGCGCCGCGGAAUCGGCGUGCGGGAGGACCGGCUCCCCCGUCGAUUCUGGAUCUGGGGACGGGCAAUGGGAAUGGUGGGGGUGGAUUACUCGGCGAGGAGUGUGGAAUUGGCGCGGGAAUUGCAGCGGUCGAGGGUCAUUCGGCGUAUCGGACGGAUAGUGAGGAUGAGGAUGAGGAUGAUGACGAGGAGGGAAGUGAGGGGGAGGACACAGACAAUGUGAGAAAGGAUGAUGGAGCCCAGUCUACCCCCAUUCAGUUUGAGGAAUGGGAUAUCUUGGGCUCCAAGGCUCUCCUGUCCGAGACGGGGGAGAAAGUCACACCGAGUCCGGGGUCUGAUACAUUGAGUUGGUUUCCCUAUGAGGACGGUGGCUUUGAUAUUGUUCUGGACAAGGGCACCUUUGAUGCGAUCUCUCUGGCGGAUGAUGCCCAGGACACACGCGUGUGUGAGCGGUAUCCCGACAUUGUGCGACGCCUCGUCAAGAAGGGAGGGUAUCUGAUCGUGACCAGUUGCAAUUGGACCGAGGAUGAGCUGGUGAAAUGGUUCGUCCCCGAGACCAAGGGGGAUCGGACGGAUCGUCUGAGUGUCUGGGGUCGUGUCGAGUAUCCUCGCUUCAGGUUUGGUGGUCAAGAGGGACAGGGCGUGUGUACGGUGUGCUUUCAGCGUGUUGCAAGUUCGUGA